Galleria mellonella (greater wax moth) is the source of this 412-nucleotide messenger RNA. It is a transcript of the gene RpL38, whose product is annotated as 60S ribosomal protein L38. Lineage: Eukaryota; Metazoa; Arthropoda; Insecta; Lepidoptera; Pyralidae. The record is from RefSeq and is a predicted model, not a curated record. The transcript is spliced from 5 exons. Bases 16 to 378 code for a protein of 120 amino acids. Gene Ontology annotation, cellular component: cytosolic large ribosomal subunit; ribosome. Gene Ontology annotation, molecular function: structural constituent of ribosome. Gene Ontology annotation, biological process: translation; protein-RNA complex assembly.
CAGAGGAAAUGAUAUAUGGGGCGAUUAAAGUUAAUAAUAAAGUCAAUUAUAUGUCAAUGUCAAGUAUCGGCCACAUGUCACUGUCAGUACACAAAACUAGAGAAAUAUACUUUUUUUUUCUUUUUCCUUGAACAGUUUGACAGUGUGUCUGACGAAUUGUUCACCAUGCCACGUGAAAUCAAGGAUAUCAAAGACUUUUUACUGAAGGCGCGGAGACCAGAUGCUAAAUCUGUGAAAAUAAAGAAGAAUUCAGAGAAUGUGAAGUUCAAAGUGCGCUGCUCCCGGUUCCUGUACACGCUGGUCAUCACAGACAAAGAGAAGGCAGAGAAGCUCAAGCAGAGUUUACCGCCAGGUCUCCAAGUUAAGGAAGUAAAGUGAUGUAUUAAGUGUAAAUAAAAAAAGUUAAAACCCA